Echinostoma caproni is the source of this 270-nucleotide messenger RNA. The record is from the annotation of a GenBank genome assembly. Lineage: Eukaryota; Metazoa; Platyhelminthes; Trematoda; Plagiorchiida; Echinostomatidae.
UUUGUCCCGUUCCGUGACUUCCAUGACGCGAAUUCGGUCACAGAGAGCAAGCGUCGUCUCUCCAAAGCAGUGCUUGCUGAAAUCCCAGACCAACUGGUCUCCUACAUGCGAAUGCAAGGAAUCAAACCACUGCGUCUGUCCAAAGCCCGUGCCAAACGCGAGGCUGGCUCCGAGCAGGUGCUGCAAAUGCCCGCGCGUCACAAUCAGUCGGGUGCAUUAUCCGAUAUGGUAGGAUCUCGUGUCCUGCCUAGUGCUCCUCCGGCCCACUGA